Molecule: messenger RNA, 896 nt
Organism: Lasiosphaeria miniovina
Lineage: Eukaryota; Fungi; Ascomycota; Sordariomycetes; Sordariales; Lasiosphaeriaceae
Exons: 2
Coding region: 106-789 (227 amino acids)
Source: RefSeq, a predicted model, not a curated record
GAGUUGCCUAUAUUCGCCGCUCCCCAUCUGUUGUGUCUUCCUUUCUCGAACCCAGUCUCUUAUUUUCAUCCCUACUCUAGGGUCUGAACCAUAGUCGCCCCCGAGAUGCCGGCCGUAUCAGAAUCAACAAAACCCAGCCUCAGCAGCGGGCCGCCCGCCACGUCCAUCAUCUUGUCCAUCACGCUGGCCAUCCUCAUGCUAGCCAGCAUGUGCGUGGCACGACGGUCGCGUUCGCCACUACCGAUAAGCGAGAGCGCCCAUGCUAGAGCCAUGGGAGCCGCAGGCCGGUCCAGAGCGCGGAGCGAGGUGCUCGAGGCGAUCCCGGUGGUCAAGUACGGCAGGGGAACGCCACCACCCACGGGCGACCAGGGUCGUGGGAAGGCCUCGAGCCUAACGAGCGGGCCAAGGGAUCGGAGCGCGAGCUUGCUGCGGGCUGUGAAUCCCGCUAGACGGCCCAGGCUUCUCGCUCUGCUGGCGCUGCGACGGUGGUACCUAGACCGCAAGACGUGGGCUCGAUCUCUUUGCUACGAGGCAAAUGCGUCUUUACCAGACGCGGAAGAGGGGCUGGCGGUGGAGAGCUGCGCCAUCUGCACCGAGGACUUCACGCACGGGACAGACGUUCGCCGGCUGCCUUGCACUCACCUCUUCCAUCCGGCGUGCAUCGAUCCUUGGUUCCUCGACUUCUCUGCGACUUGUCCGCUGUGCCGUGUGGAAAUUGAGGCGGGCCAGACGGGGCCGCUUGUUGUUGAGCCCCGGAGAGCAGCGAUAGCAAGAGAAUCAAGGGGUUGAAGAUAGGGAUGGGGAAUGUUGUCGUCCUUUGAUAAUACCGCAAUCUCCCGGCAUCCACCCGAAUCUUCUUUUCAUGACAACUCUGCAUCAACAAAGAAGUCUGACCG